Molecule: messenger RNA, 2130 nt
Organism: Pogoniulus pusillus (Red-fronted tinkerbird)
Lineage: Eukaryota; Metazoa; Chordata; Aves; Piciformes; Lybiidae
Gene: SLC25A20
Product: solute carrier family 25 member 20
Exons: 9
Coding region: 143-1048 (301 amino acids)
Biological process (GO): carnitine transmembrane transport; mitochondrial transport
Cellular component (GO): mitochondrial envelope
Molecular function (GO): O-acyl-L-carnitine transmembrane transporter activity
Source: RefSeq, a predicted model, not a curated record
GCCUGCCCCGCGCUCACCUCCCCCCGCAUCCCGGCGUGCCGCGCGGCCCGGCACUGGGGCAAAGGUCGCGGGGCCGAGGGGGCAGCUCUGGCUCGCCGGGGACGCAGGAGCUCGGUCCCGUUCUCCACCUGCCGCUGCCGCCAUGGCGGAGCAGCCGCAGCCCGUCAGCCCCGUGAAGAACUUCUUCGCCGGCGGCUUCGGGGGUGUCUGCCUGGUGUUCGUGGGGCACCCCUUGGACACCAUCAAGGUCAGACUGCAAACCCAGCCUAAGCCACAGCCUGGUCAGACUCCACUCUAUUCUGGGACCUUUGACUGCUUCAGAAAGACUCUUGUUAAAGAGGGAGUCCGAGGCUUAUACAGAGGAAUGGCAGCUCCUAUUAUCGGAGUGACACCCAUGUAUGCUAUAUGCUUCUUUGGGUUUGGCUUGGGAAAGAGACUCCAACAGAGAAAACCUGAUGACGUUCUGACGUACCCUCAGCUGUUUGCUGCUGGCAUGUUGUCAGGAGUGUUCACAACUGUAAUCAUGGCUCCAGGAGAGAGAAUCAAGUGCCUUUUACAGAUCCAGGCAGCUACAGGUGAAACCAAAUACAGUGGCUCUUUGGACUGUGCAAAACAGCUGUACCGCGAGGCUGGGAUUCGAGGCGUGUACAAGGGGACAGUGCUCACCCUCAUGAGAGACGUCCCAGCCAGCGGAAUGUACUUCAUGACGUAUGAAUGGCUGAAGAACAUUCUGACCCCUGAGGGAAAGAGUGUGCGUGACCUCAGUGUGCCUAGGAUCCUCUUUGCUGGGGGCCUGGCUGGGAUCUUCAACUGGGUGGUUGCCAUUCCACCAGAUGUGCUGAAAUCCCGUUUCCAGACUGCUCCUCCAGGAAAAUACGCCAAUGGCUUCAGAGAUGUGCUAAGAGAACUCAUCAGAGAGGAAGGAAUUGCAUCUCUCUAUAAAGGCUUCACAGCUGUCAUGAUCAGGGCAUUUCCCGCUAACGCGGCAUGUUUUCUUGGUUUUGAAGUUGCUAUGAAGUUUCUUAACUGGAUUGCACCAGAUGUAUGAAGACUUAGGAAGUCUUUGGAUAUGAAAGAGUAGAAGGAAAAGAGUGCAAAGCUGCCUGAAAGGAAUAAAUGAUCACUUGAAGUUUCAGAAAUUAUUACUUGCCUAAUAACCUUUUUGCCUUCUCCACAUUCUUUAGGUGGUGCUAUGUGCCAAUCAGAAAUGUGAGCCUUAGCUCUGAAACAGAGCUGAUGAGGGGUUAGAGGUGAUACACACCUGUCUUCUGAGCCAACGUCACAGCAGUAAUGCUGCUAACACAGCUGCCACGAUUACACACAAUACCUUCAGUACUUCCUCAUGGAAGAAGGGGACACUUCUUUAAAUGUAAUUCUUUAUUUACUGAAGAAACAUGUAGCCACUAAUGCUGAAAAGCUUCCUUAAAGUAAUUGUUUGGCAGCGUGCACUUAACACUCAGGGCGUAAGUUAGCAGCUGCAUGUACUAGAAGCAAUGCCAGAGCAUGCCAGGCUCUUGCAGCCUUUCAGCUGGGGCUGUUUCUGUUGACAGUGGGUUUAAUCUUAAAAGACAUAAUGCAGCAAACACAGAGCUCAGCAGGGGAGGCCAGAGCAACGUUGUGGUGUGUUGAGUGCUAUUAGGGAUGGAUUUUGCAUGCCCAUCUUUUCCGUGGAACUGGGAGGGAAAAUUAAUUAUGCUUAAUGUUUCUGCUGAGCUUCACUGAGGCUGCCAGUGGGGAAAUGGCUUUGGUUAACCUGAAAUUUCCUCUGAAAUCCCCUUCUCUCCCACUGAAGAUGUACCAAGUGGGAUUUCAAAAGUACAGCACUAUUUGUAGCAACCCACGGUACGUUUGAUUCAUCAAACGCUGUCCUGGCAUUCAGUUCCCUGACCUGAGAAAACUUCACAGCACUUCCAAGAACUAAUUUCUCUGAGAUGAGGGGAAUACAUGAAGGAGACACUGGCUCUGCAGUUUUGUCAUAACUUUAGCCUUGCUCCUGCUCCUUGGUUUUCUCUUAAUCACGUUUUCAUGUGAAAAAUGACUAAUGCUAAGAAGCAAAAAAGCAACUUUUAAUCUCCUUUUGUUUUGAUGCAAUGUCACUGGAACUCAAUAAAGCUGGCUGCUGCUUGGCUA